AUGGCGGAUAGAGGCUCACACAGAGGCGGCGGCCGAGGCGGAGGCGGAGGAGGAGGAAACUACCGCGGCGGAAGGGGAGGAGGUCGCGGCGGCGGCGGCGGCGGCGGCGACCGAGGCGGAGCCCAGGGCUCGGGCGGCGAUCGCGAGAGGCCCAAGAAGGAGAAUAUCCUCGACUUGUCAAAGUAUAUGGACAAGCAGAUUACUGUCAAGUUCAACGGCGGGCGCGAAGUCACUGGAACGUUGAAGGGAUACGAUGCGCUGAUGAACCUGGUGCUGGACGAGGUCCAGGAAGUCAUGAGAGACGAAGAAGGAAACGAAACGACCAGGUCCCUAGGCCUCAUCGUCGCCCGCGGAACCCUCCUCGUCCUCGUCAGCCCCGUCGACGGAAGCGAGCCCAUAGCGAACCCGUUUGCGCAGCCCGAGGAGGAGUGA
Molecule: messenger RNA, 432 nt
Organism: Colletotrichum costaricense
Lineage: Eukaryota; Fungi; Ascomycota; Sordariomycetes; Glomerellales; Glomerellaceae
Product: LSM domain-containing protein
Exons: 3
Coding region: 1-432 (143 amino acids)
Biological process (GO): nuclear-transcribed mRNA catabolic process; mRNA splicing, via spliceosome
Cellular component (GO): Lsm1-7-Pat1 complex; U2-type prespliceosome; spliceosomal tri-snRNP complex
Molecular function (GO): RNA binding
Source: RefSeq, a predicted model, not a curated record